Oncorhynchus gorbuscha (pink salmon) is the source of this 7163-nucleotide messenger RNA. RefSeq lists its product as uncharacterized. The record is from RefSeq and is a predicted model, not a curated record. Bases 151 to 1779 code for a protein of 542 amino acids. The transcript has 9 exons. NCBI's taxonomy places the organism in Eukaryota, Metazoa, Chordata, Actinopteri, Salmoniformes, Salmonidae.
GUCCCGUUCUUUGACGGGUUGGGGUGAGGGAGAGGGGGAAGAUAUUAAGAAGAAAAAAACAACAUUUUGUAGAAAACCUUACUUUCUGUACUCCGUAAAUCGCAUUUGCUGUUUUCGGAUCCAAGCCUGUCUGAAAGAGAUUCAAUCAAGAUGAAAACAAUUGGUGUUGCCGUGUUUGGAGCCGUGUUCUGCACUGUUCUGACUGCAUCCCUGAAAGUCAAAGAAGAACACAAGAUUGCUUUUUUCGGCGAGGAUGUGCACAUCCCACUCCCCUCCCUAGUCAGCACUGAUGUUCUGUUCAAGCCCGCCUCCAACCGCACCGCCGAGGUGGUCCUGAUGAGGGACGGGCGGGUGGUGGGCCACCGGGCCCAGCUCAACUCCCUCAAGCACCUCAUCCUGGAGGAUGUGGGGGAGGAGAACGAGGGCAUGUACGUGAUCAAGAACACAGAGGCCCCUGCCGAUGUCAAACACAUCAUCCUCAUCGUCAGGGAUUGCGCGCUGGAGCAGGUGGUCAAGUACGGUGAGACAUACCACAUCCCACUCAGUGACAUCUUGGGCCCUAUCACCCUGGAGUUCAGGUCCAGUCAAGCUCAGGCCAAUCAGACCACGGAGCCCCCUGCAGUGGUAUUGCUCAACCAGACUUCCACCCCCCCAGAGGAGUACAAGGGUCGUCUGAGUGUGUCCGAGAAAAGGGUGACUCUAGGCAUGGUGCGGGGGACAGACGAGGGAAGCUUCACCGUACUGGACCGCGAUGGGAAAGUCAGGAGGAGGUCAUGCCUGAACGUGAAAGAGCACCAGAACUUCGUCCCCCUAUCAUAUGGCAGUACUUUGAAGAUCAACCUGUUUGUGGACCACACCAAAGUCAACCUCAUGUACACUCCAGACUGGGACCGGAAGGACCGGGUCAUACUAGAGCAAGGAGAGCUGGUGGUGCCGUUGGACCCUUCACUGGACGGCAGGCUGACUGUAGAAGGCUCCGUGUGCAUUCUGGAGAGGGUCCGGGUUAGUGACAUGGGGCUCUUCAGAGUGACAGACCUGUUGGGGUUCCCUGUGACCAACAUCUACCUGGAGGUGGAAGCCUAUAAGUUACCCACGCUGUAUGUUGCAAUCCUCUCCUUACUGGGCUUCCUGGUCCUCCUCUUGCUGGUGUGUCUGCUCUCCUGCCUGAUAAAUGUGCGCCGUCGGGCGGAGAAGGCGCGGCAAAUUGCCCUCAUCGCCCAGCAGGCGGGCAAGGGGGAUGGAGAUGCAUUCGUCAAGGUUGUUCAAGAGGCCUAUACACGGUUCGCUGAGGAAUCCACUUUGACGUCUACGUGGGACAACAGCAAUGCUACAGAGAGCACGGAGGUCACCAUUAAGGGUCUGGAGGUAGGCAAAGCAGGUCGCUACCACACUCUCUCCUCGGACAAGAACUUCCUGGAGAUGAGCGACUCGGGGGUAGAGUUCAACUCCUCCACCCUCCCGUUGGACAGCGAAUGUGAGACGGACGUGCCCCAGACCUUCACCUCCCACAAGCUGCUCCUCAACAACUCUGACAGUGUGGCCGCCACCAUCAUCCCCGAGGGAGACCAGAGUGCCAACCAGACCCCCGACUCGGCCAUGAGCCCCAGCUACGUGACCCAGGCCCGGUCUGAGGCCGACGCCGAUGAAGAAGACCUGAUGGGUGUCACCACGCCAGAAAGGGCAUCCAGUGGCGCCGAGCUGUCUGCAGCACUUGAGGCAGCCGAUAAAGCUAUCAGCCCGUCAGUUCCCAAUGCCACUGCAGAGAGCACCACCACCUGAGCGCAAACCACCGGACACCCUGACAAUCUUUACUCUUCAGCCUCAAUUACCCCCCACCCCCCCACGCAGACAUAACCCAAAUCCUGAUCACUGCUUUUAUAAACUAAAACUACACAAAAAUGCUUGGUGUAAAAAUUGCCAGUCUAAAUGCACUCGACUUAAUCCCUAAAGAAAAAAUACAAGACCCUCGCUCAUUAGAAUACAUUAAUUCUGUGCAUACAGGAAAUGCAUGUGUAACGGAGUUAAGAACGUACCGUAAGCUCACUCCACAGCUAGCUUGAAAUGUCGAGGAUGGAGCGUUCCAAUUGAUACCUUUUGGGAGGCUCAGCACUUUGGAAUGUUGUCACGCAGGGCUGUCAGGUGUGUUGCGAAGCAGAUGAUCACUGGUUCGAGCCCAGUAUGGGGCAGUCGGACAGUGGGGGAAGCUAAGCUGUUAGCAGCAGACUGACCCCUGUUACACAUGCAUUUAAAUUAGACUUAAAAGCCAGGAUUUAGCCUUAGCUGGCCCAAGAGGCAAUUUAUAUUAUUGAUGACUGCAUAGUGCAUGCAUGCCUCUUUGGCCUAAGACCAGAGACAGAGAUAAUAUCUAAGAUAACUUGGUGGACUAAGGGAAAAGGCAUUAUGAUGAUUCAUGAAAAUACAUUAAGAUUACCAUGCCCAAAAGGAAUGAGCGCACACUGAUAUCUGAGUAACUUUUUUAUACCCCUGUAAAAAUGAAUCCCAGAAUUCUUCUAAUGACAAAAAUGUAAACAUUUUUGACAGAGCGAAAAUAUAUUUGAUCUAUAUUUCUUAUUAGCAUUGAAUGCUCUUACCACCAGUACUGUAUGUGGGGACAUAGACAUAGCAGCUGUAUGUGGGGACAUAGACAUAGCAGCUGUAUGUGGGGACAGAGACAUAGCAGCUGUAUGUGGGGACAGAGACAUAGCAGCUGUAUGUGGGGACAUAGACAUAGCAGCUGUAUGUGGGGACAGAGACAUAGCAGCUGUAUGUGGGGACAGAGACAUAGCAGCUGUAUGUGGGGACAGAGACAUAGCAGCUGUAUGUGGGGACAGAGACAUAGCAGCUGUAUGUGGGGACAUAGACAUAGCAACUGUAUGUGGGGACAAAGACAUAGCAGCUGUAUGUGGGGACAUAGACAUAGCAGCUGUAUGUGGGGACAGAGACAUAGCAGCUGUAUGUGGGGACAGAGACAUAGCAACUGUAUGUGGGGACAUAGACAUAGCAGCUGUAUGUGGGGACAGAGACAUAGCAGCUGUAUGUGGGGACAGAGACAUAUCAGCUGUAUGUGGGGACAGAGACAUAGCAGCUGUAUGUGGGGACAUAGACAUAGCAGCUGUAUGUGGGGACAGAGACAUAGCAGCUGUAUGUGGGGACAGAGACAUAGCAGCUGUAUGUGGGGACAGAGACAUAGCAGCUGUAUGUGGGGACAGAGACAUAGCAGCUGUAUGUGGGGACAGAGACAUAGCAGCUGUAUGUGGGGACAGAGACAUAGCAGCUGUAUGUGGGGACAGAGACAUAGCAGCUGUAUGUGGGGACAGAGACAUAGCAGCUGUAUGUGGGGAAAUAGACAUAGCAGCUGUAUGUGGGGACAUAGACAUAGCAGCUGUAUGUGGGGACAUAGACAUAGCAGCUGUAUGUGGGGACAUAGACAUAGCAGCAAAAUAUAUGACAUAUGGUAAUAGACCAAAUUCAUUCUACAAAUAACAUUGUAAUACUAGAUUAACAAGACCAAUAAAGACAACUUUAUUUUUUAAUAAAUCUCGGUAAAAUAAAUGCUUCUGACAAACAUAAACCCAGAGUAUCUGACAUAGGCCUAUACCGCUACAAUUUCAUUACAUCCAGAGAGACACUAUUAACAGAAAGUACAGGCAUGGCAUUAGGCUUUGGCACCAACUCAGAGAAAGCGCUUGUCUCAGCAUAUAGCCUCUAUAGAAUAGCAGAGUUGGAGAGCUAAAACCCCCAAGAUCUUCUUACAACAUUCUUGCUAACCGACACAAGCUAGUAGAUUGAAUAACACCAUGCUAUGCAAGAAAGCUAGUAGUGUCCCUGAGCAUGUAACAAGGUGUCCAAUCUCUGCCACUUUUGAUGACAUAAUCCCAGCACAGUAAAUGUUUACUACAUCCCUCAUCUUGCAAAACAAAUGACCUGGAACUAAUACAACAGGAACUUCACAUCAGGUCAUUCUAAACCCCUCCACAUCACGUUUCUCAUUAGAACCCCAGCCACUGCAGAACAAGCCUUGGAACAGAGACUUCUAGAACUUCUCUGACAGAUGGGACAUGACAAUGAUCCCUUUGGAAGGGACCUGAACGUUUGGAUCGCUGCCCUUUAAUAAAGGCAAGUAAGUAAGGCAGACCUAUGGAGAAGGAAUUACAUGCAUGAUGUCCUUUUUCAUUCCUAUUUUCCCUGACCCCAUGGCCCUGUUCGGCAAAAGGAACUGAAUGCUGAAUUCAUAAAUGCUAACAAUUAAGCCAACUUACUUUCCUGACAGACUGAAAACACUGCUUAGUGAGUGAGACUGGAGCGCCAACAAAGCCAGCAAGUUAUUAAGAUUCAAUGUAUUUUGCUGCUGCAUUCAUCACUGUCUUUAUGGGGGAAGGUUUUUACGCAUUCUCUUUUAACACAAUAUACAUUGCCAGAGUCACUUAUUUGAACCACACAUCCCACCCAGAACCUCUAAACGAAUAACAGUAGCUGCCUCAUCUCAAUUCAGUGCAGCAUCUUUUGCAAACGCGUCGUAUUCCGGAUAGGCGAGGAUGAAUGACUAGACUACAACGAAGAGGCAAAGUCACAAUGCAAACAUAGAACAUCAUUCUUAUCCAGCACCGUGAUUGCUGAACUUCUUCAAUUUCGUGAUGAUUGUAUUGUCUUAAGUUCUAUUCGAGUUGUAACCCAGAUCUAUAUCAAUCUGUUCGGUCUGAAGAGGAAAAACACAGAACCGUUCACUGACCAUUCAGAUAACACCAGUCCAUUUGCUGCAAAUAUACAUUACAAAGACAUCCACCCUCAGUCCAUUUGCUUCAGAAACAGUAUAUUAUUACAUCCAUUACAACAUCUGACGAACCAUUCCACUAAGGCCUCCCAUUGUUUUCAACUCUAGUCCAAUCAGGUACUGCAUAUUAUUAACGAAGGCAUUCUGUAUGUCGAUAAUAGGUGGGUGUAUAGCUGACCAUGUUAAAAAUGUCAAAGCAGAGGUAAUGAAGGGGUGUAACAGUCCCAGGCAUUCUGGGACAUGGCGUAGUUGUUGGUGGGGGACAGCAUCUGCUAGCAAUAUCGCUGCCUCGUGUUGUAACCGAUUUAGGAUGUCCGUGAGAGGAACUCAAGAGAGUAAGUCAAAUAUGAUUGGUGUCAGAAAGAAAAAGCACAAAUAUAAUUACAUGAGAAAAAGUCCCUGUGUAACAAAAAUGUUUUGAAAUGUUUUUGUUUUUUAUUGCAGCUGUUGUAAAUAAUAAUACCUGCAAAAUACAAGUAUAAUUCUACUUUGCUUUUUUGUUUAAAAUGAAGGUUUAAUUGUUUUUAAUGCAACAUAAGAAUACUGGACAGCAUAAAUAUCUUAUGUAUAAAUGAAUCAUAUAUGAUGUAGCUACUUGAUCGUUGAUAUUCUAUCGGCUAUUAUCUUGGUUUUGUGGAGUAUUACAAUUUUAUAGAUGUGUGUUAAAUUGGUGCUGAAUUUGCACUGAUUAGAUUAGGAUGGAUAACAACGUUGACUAAAGACAAUGUAAAAGCCACCUAAUCUUUAAAGCUAUCCCUUCCAUAUCAGGUAACAAGCUACUGAAUCCAUUGUCUGGGGAGGUAUAUUUGACCCAUUCCUAUUUUAGCUAAUUGAUUUCUGAUUGAAUCUUGAGCAAUAUCCGUGCUGUAGCACCAAAAUUAUUAUUAUAUUUUAUAACUGUGUAAAAAAAAGUACAUCUACAAUUCAUACACACAUAUACUAUACCUUACAAACAUUACCCAAAGCUCACUUUCAAGCACCCUUGUAUAUAGCCUAGAUAUAUUGCAUGUGCAUCGCCAAUACUGUUUCUUACUGCAAAGUUAUGCAACAUGUUAUAUCCCUGAAUUGCGUCUUUUAUCCUUUCACUAAGUUCACAGUAGAUAGAUACUGAUACGCAUAAUAUAUGAGAUGCCUUAGACUGAGAAGACGUAAUAGCAGUAAAAUGCUCCCUUUCUCUUCCGCUCUCUGUUGCAUCACAUAUCAUCUACCUAUCACGCGAUAGUAUCAGCACCUGAGAAUGUUUUUGGAAAAAUGCUUGACGCGCUUGAACAUUUCGUCAGAACUCGUAGUGUCACGACUAUAACUAAUAUUUUUGUUCUUCUUAUGCAGAUAACUGCUGUCAUAGCUGUAGUAUUCCCAAGAGCUACUGCUGCAUGCUGACCUGUAUAUUGCCUGUGAGACAGCAGGAAUACUGCACUAUUUAAAUUGCACUGUAGGCCCUAUCCUGUUGGUGUCCGUUCAUGCAGUCAAUGAGGUAUUCUCAAAUGUCAAUAUUACUAUGGCUAAGACUGGAAUAAUGUACACCUCGACCCGCAAAAGCCAUGACAAAAUCAGCUCUGCAAUUUUCAAGUGUACCAGUUUCUUUCUUUCUUUUUAGGUUCAUUGGAAUGGGUAGUGUAUUACUAUGAUGUGACAACGUAGGAAAGGUUUGUCUUGAGAAAACAUAAAGAAUAAAGGGAGAAAACGUGCCGGAAUGCUAGAAAGAGAGGUCAAGUUUUUUGUAGACCUGCAUUAAAUUCUAUUUUCUUAAUAUUGAUGUCAGCCUACAUGGUAUGCAAGCAAAUGGUCACCCAGGGGGGAGAGUAAGUCUUGGGGUGACUUUAUGCUAUAUACAGGAAAAGAAUGUGUGAUUUUGGUGACAAAGUUUGACCAUUCAUUAUUGAGCCUACCAUGUAUGUGCAUCCUUUAAACAAGACUCAGUAGUAUUUAGUAUUCAGCAAUAUAUGUCCAGUUUACCUACUUCAGGGUUGAGUUCACUAGCCCGAAGUACAUAGUUGAAAUCAGCUGAAUGUUUUUUAUCUACCUGGCAGGUUUAUUUCAGAUCCCUUGGUGGGAAAAUGUCAGAUAUAUUCAGGAAAACUGCUUCUGCAAAUUAAACGAUGCGUGCUAACCUUGGUUGUUAUUAUUGCAUUUGAUUGUUUUGUUUCAUUUAAAAUGAAUGACUUUCCAAACUUGUCUGUUAGGUUUAAGUCCAGAAUUCUUACUGUUGGUUCCCUAGCUAUAUUAUCAUUGACUUUUAUAAUACUUCGCUAUCAUGUAGAAACAACUAUGCCCUUGUAUGCUAUAAUUAACAAUUUAUCAAAUGUAAUACUUUUGGCAUCAUGCACAGAAUUUUUUUUCUAUGUUGUUUUUUUCUGUAAUGAAUGAGCAAUGUCCAUUAAAGGAUUUUGAA